UGGUUAAAAGUUAUAACUGCAAAACAUGGAAUGUGCGGUGGCAGCGUAUUUGCUGGGGGUAUAAAUACUAUGAGGCCUCUCGUAUGAAGCUCCAUAUAUAGAUAGCUAUAGACAAAGCGUGUGCAUAGAUAUAUAUACAUACGCAUGAUCGGAGCCGGCGAGAAAGAAACCUCAGUGUUCCGGUGGAGAUCUCGCCGGGAAAGAGAGAGCUCCUGUUUCCUUUUUCCGGUGGAGAUUUAUAUAGCUAGCUUGUCGAUCCGGAUAGUUAUGAUAGCGUACUGAGCUAGCUACAAAUUGCGAAGCGUGAGAAGCGCAAUGACGACGGCCACGACUUUUCCCAAGCAAUUGGCCGCGGCUUACGACGGUUACCAGAAGGUGAGAUCGGAGCGGAAGGUGCUCGCGAAUUGCGAGGCGGUGUUGAUCAAUUUCGAGGAGCUGCCCGAGUAUAUGAAGGAUAACGAAUUCAUUAGGAAUUAUUACAGAUGCGAAUGGCCGUUGAAAGAUGUUGCUCUCAGCCUUUUCUCUUUGCACAAUGAAACAUUCAACAUUUGGACGCAUUUAGUCGGAUUUUUCAUAUUUUCAAAGAUGAUGAUAAUGAGCUUGACCGAUAAAACAAGUCUCAGGAAUGUGAUGGAAGUCUUCUUCGGCCGCGGGAGUGAUGGAUGGUUGUCCAUGAUGAUAACUGAUUCUUAUGUAUCUGGAUCACUAAGCUUGCAUUCAAACGAUCAUGCCGGUUCACUUCCCAUAUGGCCAUGGCUGAUUUUCUUGAGUGGAGCAAUGAGCUGCUUGAUUUUCAGCUCAGUCUCCCACCUCUUCGGCUGCCAUUCCCGGCGUUUCCACUACUUCUUCUGGCGGCUCGACUACACCGGCAUCUCCAUCAUGAUAGUCUGCUCCUUCUUCACCCCAAUCUUCUACAUCUUCUCGGACCACCCCUACUGGCGCUUCUUCUAUCUCUCAUCGGUCACCUUACUUGGCACUGCUGUAGUCGUGACCCUGCUCACUCCCUCUCUCUCGACUGGUCGUUCCAGGGCCUUCAGAACGACCCUCUUCCUCUGCAUGGGGUUCUCGGGUGUUGUUCCAGCCACCCACGCCGUCAUCCUCCACUGGGAUCAGCCGCAGAUACUCUUGUCGCUCGUGUACGAGGUGCUCAUGGGGCUGCUGUACGGAGUUGGAGCCAUUAUCUACGUCACUCGGAUUCCAGAGAGAUGGAAGCCCGGUGCGUUUGAUAUUGUUGGUCACAGUCAUCAGAUCUUCCAUAUUUUCGUCGUUGCUGCUGCGCUUGCUCACUGCGCCGCCAGCCUCAUGAUCAUGGAUUGGAGGUGCAGCUUGCCGGCCUGAGAUUUCGCCGGUGAAUUUCCUCAACCCGUGUACAGAGAUUCUAGAGGCUAACUCAUGCCCCUGUUGUUUGUUUUCUCUUUUAGUUUUUCUACUUGUUUAGGCAGUUGAGAAAACACAAGGUUGUCACAAAUGAUGCAGUGUAAGUGUAAAAUUAGUCAAUUUAUGGCUCUUCAAAAGUAACUAGAUUUUCAGCAGAAAA
Molecule: messenger RNA, 1537 nt
Organism: Salvia miltiorrhiza (redroot sage)
Lineage: Eukaryota; Viridiplantae; Streptophyta; Magnoliopsida; Lamiales; Lamiaceae
Product: heptahelical transmembrane protein 2
Exons: 3
Coding region: 316-1338 (340 amino acids)
Biological process (GO): response to hormone
Cellular component (GO): membrane
Molecular function (GO): signaling receptor activity
Source: RefSeq, a predicted model, not a curated record